GUCCGCGGAGCUAAAAGGAGUUUGAUCUCUUAUCUCUGCACAACCAAUUUUUGCGCCUCGUCCUGCUUGUCGACUUUUACAGCAAAGUGGUCGAUGUUCGCCAUCCUGGACAACAGAAUAUCCUCGAAAAUCCUCACCUCCAAGUCGGACUUGACAACGGAGCUUACUUCAUCCGUCGGUUCUCGAAGUCGAAGCAGGAAUAAGCUAGAAAGUAAACUCUUGUAUACCUACUUUCCUCUCUUGUGUUGUGUUAUUUUGUCACGCCUUCAGAACUGAUCAGCUUCUGGUCUAGUUUCCGGAUUAUUGAGUUGAUCAAUGAUAAAGCUGAUCAAUUAGGGUUGCUGAACAUCGGUAGAAACCGUAUUUCAGUGGUGACCUUUCCUAUCACUAGUAUUAUUUUAGUUAUUUGUCAAAUUAUGUCAUGAUAAAUGAUCAGAGUGCUGUCCUGUCAAUACUCUAAAAGCUAGUACACUUUGAAUUUCCUAAAAUGGGCAUCGUCGACAAAUUCCUUUACUUCUUCGAGCUGAAGUACGGCGUACUCAUAGUUGGGUUCGUGGACAUUAUCCUCAGUAUACUCUGCGGGUGCUACCUGCCAUGGAUAAGGCGUAAGGUGGAUGACGAUGUUUGGAUCCUUACAGAGGCGGCGUAUACUAUUCAUGGGCAAUCCCUUGCGAAACGUUCGCAGCUGUAUAAUUUUUAUGUUGGUGAUGACUUUUACUUCAAUAGGUUCGGCUACUCAAUGUAUAUCUUCUGCUUGAUUGUCCUCGUUCUUCACAUUGGCGCCUCCAUACUCAUCAUUGUUUCCGUACUCUCGGAGGAGAAAACAAUGGCUGCCCCCUACGUGGCCACUGCCCUGAUGCGCUUCGUGGUGCUGCUCCUCAUCCUGAUUUGGAUAGUGACCAAGUCGUUCGACUGCACCACCACUUUUUGGCUGAUAGGCCUGAGUCUGUUUCCAGCCACCUACUUUUGGCUAACAGUCGUGUCUUGGUACAGCCCGUCGACCUCGGAGUAACCUUAGCAAUCGGAUUGGUGACAGAAUCAAGUACCCUUGUGAAAAUCAUUGGAAAACCGAGCAGUUCAAAUUCGAGCAUCAACUGAAACAAGUGCUGCUGCCUUAAACUGAAGUGGGGAGCUCUCAUUGCCGCCUUGGUUGACUUUAUCUUAUCGGCCGGGACUCUUGCAGUUUUUGGUGAUUCCGAUGAGGUUAUGAAAUACAUCUGGUAUGCUU
This is a messenger RNA of Drosophila teissieri, 1228 nucleotides long. RefSeq lists its product as uncharacterized. Lineage: Eukaryota; Metazoa; Arthropoda; Insecta; Diptera; Drosophilidae. Bases 488 to 1012 code for a protein of 174 amino acids. The record is from RefSeq and is a predicted model, not a curated record. The transcript is spliced from 5 exons.